GCAGCAACGACCAUAAUGGGAAAGCACACCCUAACACGUGGCCGCCCACGGCCGCCAUUUUACGUAGCUCCUCUUCCGCGUAUUAGAAGACGGUGCCCGGGAAGGGUCAUUCCGCUCAGAGCAUCUCACGAAGAGCGGGGCGUGGCUACUACGUCGGCGGAAGAGGAAACGCGGGGAGCGGAUUGGCUGCUCUCGAUCAAACCAUCUCAGGUCGCGGCACGGAUGUUGGCGGGAGAUUUCAGCAUGGCGACCCUGGCGAACUCCUCCGGCGCUUCUUCUUCUUCUUCUUCCUCCUCCGUCCGGGAGCCCUGCUGGCCCGAAGGCUCGGCCGCCGAGAGCGGCUUCGUGCGCGCGGUGCUGGCGCUCCCAGGGAAGCCCGAGACCACCGUGAGGUUCUUUGAGCGGGGCGAUUACUACACGGUGCAUGGCGGCGACGCGAGGCUGGCGGCGGCCGAGGUCUUCAAGACACGGGGGGUCAUCCGGUUACUGGGUGCAGGAAACCAUAAACUUGAGAGUGUUGCCCUCAGCAAGAUGAAUUUUGAAUCUUUUUUGAGAAAUCUGCUUCUGGUUCGUCAGUACAGGGCAGAAAUAUACAAGAACAAGACAGGAAAUAAGUCCACCAGAGAGAGUGAGUGGUAUUUGGCAUACAAGGGCUCUCCAGGGAACCUCGCUCAGUUUGAAGAUAUUCUCUUUGGUAAUCAUGAUAUGACGUCUUCUGUCGGUGUCAUGGGCAUUAAGGUGCUCUCAGCAGAUGGUCAAAAGCUGGUUGGUGUUGGGUUUGUGGAUUCUUUGAUGAGGACGCUGGAAGUGUGUGAAUUUCCAGAUAAUGAUCAGUUUUCCAAUCUGGAAGCUCUGCUGGUUCAGAUGGGGCCCAAGGAAUGUCUGUUGCCCUCUGGAGAGUCUGCUGGCGAUAUGGAGAAACUGAGACUGGUCCUUCAAAGAGGAGGAAUUCUGAUCACAGAGAAGAAAAAGGGUGACUUUUCGACAAAAGAUAUUGUUCAAGACCUGAACCGCUUGCUGAAAUCAAGAAGGAAAGAGCGUGUGUCUAGUGCAGCUUUGCCCCAAAUGGACAAACAGAUUGCCAUUUCUGCCUUGUCUGCAGUGAUUAAGUAUUUAGAGCUCUUAAAUGAUGAAUCUAACUUUGGGGAUUUUGAACUCUCCACCUUUGAACUCCAUCAGUACAUGACACUGGAUCAUGCUGCUUCCAGAGCUCUUAACCUUUUCCAGGGUUCAUCAGACGUUGCCCAAGGGACGCAUUCUUUGGCUGGAUUGCUCAACAAGUGUAAAACGGCACAGGGACAGAGGCUGGUGAACCAGUGGAUUAAACAGCCCCUGAUGGACAAGAAACGAGUAGAAGAGAGGCUGAACUUGGUAGAGGCCUUUAUUGAAGAUGCAGAGCUCCGACAAUCUCUUCAAGAAGACCACCUCCGUCGCUUCCCAGACUUCAGUCGGAUCGUGAAAAAGUUUCAGAAGAAGGCUACUCUGCAGGACUGUUACAAAAUAUAUCAGUCCGUUAAUCAGAUACCCAAUGUAAUACAGGCCCUGGAGAAAAGUGGAGGAAACCAUGAAGUGCUUUUGAAAACCGUGUUCACAGGACCUCUUGGCGAGCUAUGUUCAGAUUUCUCCAACUUCCAAAAGAUGAUUGAUGAAACUUUGGACAUGAAUACGGUGGAGACCCAUGAAUAUCUUGUGAAGCCUUCCAUCGACCCAAACCUUGCUGAGUUGAGAAAGAACAUGGAUAAGCUAGAGGGGAAACUUCAGGGUGUGCUGAAGGCGGCAGCGAAGGACCUCAGUUUAGAAGCCGGCAAGAGUAUCAAAUUAGAAUGCAACGCGCAGUAUGGGCAUUUUUUCAGAGUUACCUACAGAGAGGAGAAGGUUUUGCGGAACAAUCUGAAAUACAAAGUCUUGGAAACCCUGAAGAAUGGGGUGAAGUUCUAUAACAGUGCAUUGAAAGAGAUAAAUGAAGAGUACAUAAAGAUCAGGAAAGAAUAUGAAGAAAUGCAAGAAGUCGUUGUUAAAGAGAUCAUCAACGUGGCUUCUGGUUAUAAGGAACCCAUACAGCUGCUGAAUGACAUCAUAGCGCAUCUGGAUGCCGUUGUCAGUUUUGCACAUGCAUCCACUGUAGCACCCAUACCAUAUGUGCGCCCAACAAUUCUGGAAAAGGGGCAAGGGGGGAUUGUGCUGAAAGGUGCCAGACACCCCUGCCUUGAAGUUCAAGAUGAUGUUGCCUUCAUCCCCAAUGAUGUGACCUUUGAGAGGAACAAGCAGAUGUUUCAUAUCAUUACCGGGCCGAAUAUGGGAGGAAAAUCAACCUAUAUCCGACAGACUGGAGUGAUUGUUCUUAUGGCUCAAAUUGGAUGUUUCGUGCCAUGUGAAUCGGCCGAAGUGACUAUUGUUGAUUCUAUCCUGGCUCGUGUAGGAGCUGGAGAUAGCCAGCUGAAAGGUGUUUCUACGUUCAUGGCAGAAAUGUUAGAGACGUCUUCCAUUCUUCGGGCUGCAACAGAAAACUCACUGAUUAUCAUUGACGAAUUGGGGAGAGGAACGUCUACGUAUGACGGGUUUGGAUUGGCAUGGGCAAUCUCGGAAUACAUUGCCACCAAAAUUGGAGCCUUUUGUAUGUUUGCUACUCAUUUCCAUGAGCUGACGGCCCUUGCUGACCAAGUUCCGACUGUGAACAAUUUACAUGUCACGGCACUAACUAGUGAAGACACCCUGACAAUGCUGUACCGUGUGAAAAAAGGGGCUUGUGAUCAGAGUUUUGGUAUCCAUGUAGCUGAGAUGGCUGCCUUUCCCAAGCAUGUGAUCGAGAGUGCCAAGUCAAAGGCUUUGGAGUUAGAGGAAUUCCAGGAUAUUGGGAAGCAGGAGGAAGCAGAGGAGGAUGAAGAACCAGCGGCUAAGAGAUGCUACAAAGAGAAACAGCAAGGUGAAAAAAUAAUCCAGGACUUCCUUUCUGAAGUGAAAGCGAUGUCACUGUCAGACAUGUCGGACGAAGACAUCAGAACCAAACUGAAAGAGCUCAAAGAGGAAGUUGUGAAACAUAACAACAGCUUUGUGAAUGAAAUUGUUUCCCGAAUAAAAGUUGCUUCGUGACAGGAGAGAACUAGACAGAAGACGACUGGCAACUCACCCUUUUUGAUGCCAUUAUGAUGUUGUAAUCCAAACUUGAGGCCAUUGCAUUUUGUCUGCUACUUUGCCUAUAACUUAAAGCAAACCACAUGGUGUGAUGGUAUCGUCUUGUAGUUUUUCUGUGGCCUUGAAAAUGGCAUCUGGUAAAACUGAGCCUAAGCAUUGGGAAAACUUGAAAAAGUCACAUUAGUGAGUUGAUGUUCAAGGGCUGUUGGCUUUGAUACUGAUCUGGCCGCAACAGAAGCAGCCACUGUUUUCUUGUCUUGCUCUGUAAUGUUUUGGCUCAUUUUGGAUCCAUGUCUUGAUCCAUUAACUGUCCCAGUUUUUCUAUUGGAAAUGUUAGUAUGUUAAAAGUUUUUUUUAAUUUAUGCCUGACUUUUGAAAUGAAUCAUUUCAUUGAAUUGUUUCCCCUCCUUUUAAGAGGCAUUCUCCUCUUCCUGAAAAAAAAAGCAACCUAUAAGUUUUAUCAUUUUGCCUGGAGACUUCUAAUUUCUGCUUAAUGAAAGCACAGAUGCUACCUUCUGUACAGUAGGGCCUCUGUUUAACCUGUGUAUUAUAUGUGUCAUGUUGUGAUUUCAUGGACAUGUUGAAUAUAUUCUACAGGAGAAUGUAUGGCUGUCCAGAUGGCUGCUGGACUGCAAAUUCUACCAUCCCUCACCCCAUUAGCUAUGCUGGCUUCCCUGACAGAGGUUGUAGGAAUAUCUAGAGUACUUUCCAUUCAUCUCUGUUCUACAAUAUUCAUUUAUCCUUAUGUAAAUAUAGCAUUACAAAAUA
Pogona vitticeps (central bearded dragon) is the source of this 3900-nucleotide messenger RNA. RefSeq names its product mutS homolog 2 (gene MSH2). The record is from RefSeq and is a predicted model, not a curated record. Gene Ontology annotation, molecular function: ATP binding; mismatched DNA binding; ATP-dependent DNA damage sensor activity. Gene Ontology annotation, biological process: mitotic recombination; somatic recombination of immunoglobulin genes involved in immune response; mismatch repair. Gene Ontology annotation, cellular component: MutSalpha complex; nucleus. NCBI's taxonomy places the organism in Eukaryota, Metazoa, Chordata, Lepidosauria, Squamata, Agamidae.